Diprion similis is the source of this 2369-nucleotide messenger RNA. RefSeq names its product EH domain-containing protein 3 (gene Past1). The transcript has 5 exons. Gene Ontology annotation, biological process: endosomal transport; endocytosis. The record is from RefSeq and is a predicted model, not a curated record. Gene Ontology annotation, molecular function: GTP binding; protein binding; calcium ion binding. Gene Ontology annotation, cellular component: cytoplasm; plasma membrane. NCBI's taxonomy places the organism in Eukaryota, Metazoa, Arthropoda, Insecta, Hymenoptera, Diprionidae. The coding region runs from base 233 to 1837 and encodes 534 amino acids.
CGAAGUUGGAAGUUGGAAGUUGGCGAGUUGGUGCGUGGAGCGAAGCGACUGGCGACGUGAACGCGAAACGGUGACUCAGUCGGACAGUAGAGUCAGAGUCAAGAGUCAAGAGUCCAGAGUGAAACGCGCGGUGGUCGGGUGGUGAAGCGGUGAUAAUAAAUUUAUUGGUGUUACAGUUGCACGGAGAAAUUAGUGGCAAAGUGAAGGACCAUAAACCAUAACCGCGUCCAAUAUGUUCAGCUGGCUAAAUCGCGAGGACAAUGGCAAGGCGGAGCUCUUCGAGAACGUGACCGAAGGCCUGAAGAAGAUCUACAGGUCGAAGCUGCUGCCCCUCGAGCAGCAUUACCAGUUCCACGAUUUUCACUCGCCGCAGCUCGACGAUCCUGACUUCGAUGCGAAGCCGAUGAUCCUGCUGGUCGGUCAGUACUCGACGGGGAAAACGACGUUCAUAAAGUACCUCCUGGAGCGGGACUUCCCGGGGAUCCGGAUCGGCCCCGAGCCGACUACAGACCGGUUCAUUGCCGUCAUGUACGAUGAGAAGGAGGGCGUGAUUCCUGGUAACGCCUUGGUCGUCGAUCCCAACAAGCAGUUCCGACCCCUCUCAAAGUUUGGGAACGCCUUCCUCAAUCGGUUCCAGUGCUCGACGGUCGCCUCCCCGGUUCUCAAGGGCAUAUCCAUCGUCGACACCCCUGGUAUUCUGUCCGGUGAAAAGCAGCGCGUGGACAGAGGCUACGACUUCACCGGGGUGCUCGAGUGGUUCGCAGAGCGCGUCGACAGGAUCAUUCUACUUUUCGAUGCCCACAAGUUGGACAUCUCUGACGAGUUCAGGAGGUCCAUCGAGGCUCUGCGGGGCCACGAUGAUAAGAUUAGAAUCGUACUAAACAAGGCUGAUAUGAUUGAUCAUCAGCAGCUCAUGCGGGUCUACGGGGCCCUUAUGUGGUCCCUUGGCAAAGUUCUGCAGACACCCGAAGUCGCCAGGGUCUAUAUCGGCUCCUUCUGGGACCAGCCGCUUAGAUACGACGUUAAUCGCAGGCUUUUUGAAGACGAGGAACAAGAUCUGUUCAAAGAUAUGCAAUCGUUGCCCAGGAAUGCUGCGCUUAGAAAACUUAAUGACCUAAUCAAACGUGCUCGCCUAGCUAAGGUUCACGCUUACAUCAUUAGUGCAUUGCGAAAAGACAUGCCGUCAAUGUUUGGAAAAGAUGGAAAAAAGAAGGACCUUAUUAAAAAUUUGGGUCAAGUGUAUGACCAGAUACAAAGGGAGCAUCAAAUAUCUCCUGGCGAUUUUCCGGAUUUGAAAAAAAUGCAGGAAUCUCUGGCUCAUCAUGAUUUCACCAAAUUCCAUCCACUCAAACCCAGGCUACUGGAAAUUGUGGAUAAAAUGCUUGCUGAGGAUAUUGCUAAACUUAUGGCUAUGAUUCCUCACGAAGAAAUGGCCACCUCCACGGAACCAAUGAUCAAGGGUGGUGCCUUCGAGGGAGUAGAAGAUCAGGUCAGUCCGUUUGGCUACAAGAGAGGUGAAGGUAUUGAUGCUGGUGCUGGCGAACCAGAGUGGAUCGUUAAUAAGGAACGUUAUAAGUGGGACUCGAUGUUUGACAGUCUUGGUCCCAUGGACGGGAAAAUUACUGGUGCUGCUGCUAAAUCUGAGAUGGUCAAAUCCAAGCUGCCAAACAGCGUCCUAGGAAAGAUUUGGAAGCUUUCUGAUAUAGACCAGGAUGGUUUGCUGGAUGCGGAUGAAUUUGCACUGGCGAUGCACCUAAUCAAUGUUAAAAUAGAUGGUCAUGAUAUACCUUCGGAACUUCCGGAACAUCUGGUGCCCCCUUCGAAACGUAACUUAUGAAUGUGACGGAUGUGUGUGAUGUAGGUUGUUCCAGCCACGCGCACUUUGACACAGCUAGACCAAUCAAUUCCAUUUUUUUUCCUUCACAUCACAGUUAAAAUUGAUAAGGAUCAUUUACACCAUUCAAGUGAACAUAAUAAAAUACGAGGGCAUAUGGUAUAUAUAAUACAUUCUAUCUACAUUAUUGUAAACGCAAUACUAGACUUCUUGGCGAUAUAAGUGUCGGUUUUCUUUUGUGUCUAUGAAGAAAAACGUUCAUACAUUUUUUGUUCGCACUUUUGUUAUGAUAGUGAAAGUAACGAUACUUCGACCGUGAUCGUGAGACGUGUUUGCGACAGGCGUAUGAGAGUUUCUUUGUUAACUAGGCCACUUCGUUCGUUGAUCACUUGCACUCACUUUUUUUUUAAAUCGCACAAAUUGUAAUACUACCUGAGAUAACUCUAAUUAUUUGUGAAGUUUUCUCAAACGCAACCGUUCUCAGGGGUGUUUUCUUUUUAAUUUAGUCAGUAUACGGUAAAGGCGCGUAAAAAUG